AUGACAAUACACAGCAAUGUUCCAAAAUUGACAGUAGUUUGUCACACCGUACGCCUCUGUUUGUUACGAGUUUUUUAUUCCAGUGAAAAAUAACAAAAUAUUUUUGGAAGAGGAUAUUGAAUUUUAUAUUUACUCCCUUUAAAUAGAGCAUUCUGAUUGGUCCACUUCACAACCCUUCUCAUCCGGGAAUCGAACUACUAGAACUUUCAUCUAACUAUUCAAAGAGCUUACGAACAACAUCUUUACUGAAGUGUUGUCAUAGCUCCCGUUGAAGAUGUCGCCUGAGUGCGUUGCGCGUCGCGAUGUUACUGCGAGUGGACCGUCGCUCGGCGCUGUCGCCCUCCACGCCUAGCAGCCGCGGCAUGGACAAAUACGAACAGUUGGCUGUGGUGGGCGAAGGUUCGUACGGCGUGGUGCUGAAAUGCCGCCGCCGCGACACUGGCCAACUGGUUGCCAUCAAGAAGUUCCUUGAGACUGAAGAGGACGCCGCUGUCAGGAAGAUGGCGCUGCGGGAAAUACGGAUGUUGAAGAAACUUCGUCACGAUCAUUUAGUGAACAUGAUCGAGGUGUUCCGUCGCAAGCGACGGUUCUACCUCGUCUUCGAGUACCUGGACCACACACUCCUCGACGAGCUGGAGUCUGCCGCCGGCGGGCUCGGCGAGGACACGUCCAAGAAACAUCUCUACCAACUGCUUAAAGGCAUUGAUUAUUGUCAUCAGAAUUCUAUAAUCCACCGAGAUGUGAAGCCGGAGAACGUGCUGGUGUCGAACAACGGCAUCGUGAAGCUGUGCGACCUCGGGUUCGCCAGGGCUCUGGCGGCGCCGGGCGAGCCGUACACGGAGUACGUGGCCACCAGGUGGUACAGAGCUCCGGAGCUGCUGGUCGCUGAACAUAGGUACGGUCCCGAGGUGGACAUCUGGGCCAUCGGCUGCCUGUUCGCGGAGAUGUUUACCGGAGACCCGUUGUUCCCGGGGGACUCUGACAUCGACCAACUCGCGCUCAUUAUCAAGACUGUAGGUAAGUUAGCCCCCCGUCACCAGCAAGUGGUCUCCCGGCUGGCCGGUGGCGCAGCGCUGGCGGGCACCGCUGGCACACGCGGGACCUUGCCCGGGACUGGGCACGCCAAGGACCUGCUCGCCGCGUGCCUCCGCACUGAGCCCAGGGCGCGACCUUCGGCUUCAGCGCUGUUAAGGCAUAAAUACUUCACAUGCGAUGGCUUCACAGAGACCUUUACUGCGGAACUCAGGAAGAAAUUGGGGAAGGAUGUGGAGACGCCAUCGUCUCAGCAGAGCACGACGCGCGUGACCGGCAAGCCGCGGCAGCAGUGGACCCUCAACAUUAUAGCGGAUAACGCUAGAUCUAGGACAGACAGCACUGCGGGCGAAUCUCUCAUAGAUUACAACUAUACGCCAAACCCAGAUGCGCAGAUGGAGACAGCGUCCGUGGACAAAAAGCACACGACAGCGGCUGAGUCCGUGCAAGAGUCUUCUGAACCGAGCGAGGAGUGCAGCGCGUCGCUCCCGCCGCCCGCGCGCCCCGCGCCCCCGCGCUCGCUCGCCAAAGCCAUCAACGACACCUUCCAAACAUUUCCCGUGCCUGUCAAUAUUUACCCGCGGACGCCUUAUAUUAAAAAAGUGAACAACAAACUAGUGAUGGACGAAGAGUUGUUGCGGGGACGCGCCCUCGCGAAGAAGAACACUAAAAAGACUCCGGCGGAACUGUCGCUGCCCUAUGUACCUGGAGCAAGCAACAGUCCAGUGAAGAAGGUGAAAAAGCCCCAUCCGGUGCAACACGGCGGCGGCAAGUCGUACGAGAACUGGGACCAUCUUCGCAGCGGCGUAGAGUUGACCCCGGCGUCGCGCACUCCGACGAACCUCCCGUACAUGUGACUGUACCUCGGCCGCGCCAGGGCCUACUACUGACCACCGACCUUUCCGACACGAUAACAACGAGCAACAACAAUACCAUAACCUCAAAAUAUUCGACAAAAAAUACCAAGUACUUUCACAGUUUGAAAAUUAUAGUUUGACAAUUUCAGUUUAA
Messenger RNA from Manduca sexta (tobacco hornworm), 2043 nucleotides. Its product is annotated as cyclin-dependent kinase-like 4. Gene Ontology annotation, biological process: protein phosphorylation. Bases 303 to 1889 code for a protein of 528 amino acids. Gene Ontology annotation, molecular function: cyclin-dependent protein serine/threonine kinase activity; ATP binding. The transcript has 17 exons. The record is from RefSeq and is a predicted model, not a curated record. Gene Ontology annotation, cellular component: nucleus. NCBI's taxonomy places the organism in Eukaryota, Metazoa, Arthropoda, Insecta, Lepidoptera, Sphingidae.